AUGGCGGCCAAUAUGUACCGGGUCGGAGGUAUGUAUGUCAAUGUGGAUCUUUUUUAUCAAACUGAAACCCCCCGGGUUUUGCAUCCCUGGAGGUUCGUGAAGCUUUAUUGUAGUUUGUUUGCAUCCUAUAUCGAGAUACGAGUGUGCCACACUCACUGAGGUGCAUCAAGUUGUAGCAGGGAGGUGAUAAUUUCUAAAUAUUUGGGGAUUCAAAAUGGGUCAGGCCUUGCGUCUGUCGUGGCCACAGCAGCUAGCCGCCAGCUUGCUAAAUAGCUAGCUCUCAAUGUAAACAUUUUUUUCUCUAUUGUCUUCCCUUUUGUUUUGCUUUUGUUUUCGCUCACUAACACUCGAGAGGCGGAAAACUGAAUCGCUGUGGGACUUUCUUGACUAGACACGCGUUUUUAAAGGUAACUUAAACGUUACCACGGGCAGUCUGAGGCUGCCUUUGUAUUUGCCUCUUCUGGCAUGCAGCCAUUAGUACGAGUCCUUAUUUAGCUAACGUUAGCAACAGCAACGGCCUCACUCAUUAGCAUUAAUGCAGCUGUAGCGCUCGUCUACACCAUCAUCCAGCCACACUGAGAAACCCCCAAACGCCUCGUAUUCUCUCAUCCAUCGCUGGAAUUCACCUCAAAUGUUAUUAAUAAGCCGAUUGGCUCCUCUGGCUGGCUAAGUUGUUAGCUGUCUGCUGGAAUUUACACCAAAUAAUGGUCUCGAUUCAUGGCGUCGUUGCGUCAGGUUGGAUUAACACCUCUAUUAACACAUACUUAAAAUCUACACUCAGACCAGACUCCCAAUAGGCUUAAACUGCACAAGUGCUUGACUAGUCACAGGAAUAACUUAGGAAAGUCUGCACCCAGGUUAUAUAUUUUUGCCACUGUUUUUCACUAUAAUGUGUUUGACUAUUGUCCAUAUGGUCACCUUAUCUGGAGCUCCCCUGCUGCCUUCAAGUGCUCUCUGUAAAGUCCUACAUAAAACAUCCCUCAAGAAUUAAUAGUCUGUUAUAAUUAUAGUCCUUUUAGGGCUGGGCGAUAUGGGAAAAAGUUUAUCACAAUAUAUUUCUUUAAUAUAAGUCAAUGUUUGUACUAAUGUUAUAUUUUUGCCACUGUUCAGUGUUUCCCCUAAAAAUUUUUGCAGCUGUGGAGGUGGGUCUGUGUGUGUGUUGGGGGGUGGGGGGGUCGUUGUUAUCCCCACUCUCUUGCCACUCGAGGAGCUACGCCAUUACAUUCACCUGACGUUACACACGCUACUCGCUAUACAGACCGUGUAUAAGCUUAAAUGUUACCUUUGAUUCGCUCCUUGAUGACUCACAACAAGUCUUCCCCAGGAUGCAUCUUUUUCCCCCAGAUAGUCCCAAAAUCGCAUCUGGCUUGAUGUGUAUAGUCAGGCCCGUCCAAAUUCGCCUCCAAAUAUUUCAUACUUUCGCGUUCUUUAUUCGUGUCGGCCCCGGUGUGUAAGGACCUGUAGAGCACAGGUCUACAGUGGUGGAUCCAUGAGUUUCACUCAGCUUACCAGGUUGUGACGUUGUGUUAGAUGUUUCUUAUAUCAGGAGCAGGGUUGUAAUGAAAAACCCGUCUAUAAAAAAAUACAUUUAACAGUGCUUAUUGGUGGCUUGUCUUUUGCAGUACAAUUAGCUACUGCAUCUGUGAAGUCUUUUUGUCUCUUUGACGUUUUGUCGUAAGGCGUUGCGAAAGAGACAUGGCCAAAUGCCUGUUAGAAAGCCCGUGUUAUUUAGGUGUUUUCAAGUAAAUACAGCUCAGUUCUGACACGAUUGAAUGCACCGCACCUGUGUGUGAGAAGCCACAGCUGCCAAAGUUUAGUUUUCCUCCUCAUGCAGCAGAGGAUAGUUCGUAAAUUUCCUCUUACCUGUUUUUACCGUACAGUCACCUUCACGUCCGGGUUUAUUGUGUGUAAAUACCAGAAGUUUUAUGAUGUUUCACUAUCUAAGUUGGGUGCUAUAUUGCGUGAACACACACCAUACACCUUGCUGCUCUAAACCCAUCUUAAUCCUGGAGGACGCCCUUCUCUCCUUUUUAAUGCCGUCUAUCAAAUAAGCAUAUCGACCGUGUUUUAUAUUGAUAUAGAGGGAAAUUAAUUUUCGAUAUGUAUCGUUAUCGUUUUAUCGCCCAGCACUAAGUCAUCUGUAGACAAAUCCCAUGAGGACAUACAUCCAUAUGUUUGAUUUCGUCUGUUUUCCCAUGAUAGAGAGCUCAUUGAAGCUGUUUCUUUUACAUCUCAACCCAGCAUGUUUGCAUGAUUUUAACCAAAAAAUGUACCUGUUGCCUUGGUAUGAGUGAAACAGAACUAUUUGUAAAUCACACUCAGUUGAAUUUCUUGCAGACUACCUCAAUAAUGUGAGUGGAGGUUGAUUUUCUCCUGCAUGUGUGCACCUCAUUUGACCCCAAACUGACAUAAGCUGUCUGCACAUGCUCCACAGUGUGCACACUGAGCUUUGACCCGGAAAACUAACAGUAAAGAUGUGUUAAAGUAAGCGAGGCUGCAAACAAAACCUCAUCAAAGGAGGAAGAGGAAGGGGAGUAAAAAAAAAAUGAUGAUGCUGUUGUAUCUGGUUACCUGUGUUAGCCAGUUAGCCUUUUGCUUUCUUGUUUAUGCACUGAUGCAGUCCAGUUGAAUUGUCUUUAGUGAUAGCUUGGCUUCACUCUGCAUGAAAACACGCUGGAUUGAACUGAUUAGUGAGGGUAAUGGCAGCAUGACAUGUCAUGACCUAUGUCCCAGUUCAGGGGCUGCAUCCUUAGAAGGACCCGGCGUUUGUAGCCUGCACAGACCGCUCAGGCUGAACUGGAUUGAGAUGUUUUAAAGAGGACUUCCUGUUGGUGUCACAGGUCUCUGUUAGGUUGAAAACAGAAGACUAGUAGGUACUAUUAGCAAAUAACUCAGUUGUUUGAGAGUCUACAUCUAGCUUGAAUUGUUCGGCUGAGUUUUAAGCACCUGAUGCAUCCUCCAAAGCCCAGGAUAACGCAUUUAUUGAAAUCAGACUGUCUUUGACUCGCCACUGUGAUAUGACUUGUCUAAAUGUGUGGCCUUACAAGGAUGCUGCCCCUGAAUUGGGCCACAGCCACGGCCACGGCCUGGCCUGCCACAGUGACAACUCUGUUUGCCAGAAAAUUAUGAUUUUAAUCUCCAGAUAGUGCAGCAACAAACUAGCAAUUUGAAAGAAAAGCACAUUCACAACAGCGUGGAGUUUGUGCUUUUACAAUCCCACAAUCAUGGAUCACAUGCUUGGAGCCCAGAGGCAGAAAAAUAGUUGACUGGAUACACCUCAGUCUGACAUAUUUACCUUUUUGCAGAAAACAUUUAUUGCAAAAUUUGAGACUGCACUCAGAGUUUUCAUAUGCUGUAUAUUCCUCUGUGUGUGUUGAUCUAAGCUGGAUCUCCGUGUCCUCAGGCUGGGUGAAGUCUUGUUUGUUCAGGUUUUGUUGAUGAGCAGUAGAAAACUUACCAUUAGAAAUAUUCCUAUUUAUCUUUUCUUGCAUAACAGUGCCGUUAGUGUGUCGCAGACUUUGAAAAUAAAGCAGUAAACAUGUAGUUGUCUUUGCUUUGCCUUGGAAUCUGAUACUGUUAAUGUCCAUGGUUAUGAUAUACAGUUAUGUCCUUUUAACCACAUCCUCUUUAUGUGACAGUUGUUGAUUGUUGAGACUUUCAUGACGAAUGUAAACUGCCUCGAGUGUUUGGUUAACCGAGCCAUGAGGAAGAUCUUAAUCCGGCUCUUUCCUGUCCCUUUCGCUUUGACUAAAUAUGUUACAUUGAUGGAUAUUCACUCUCUGGAUGUUUUAUACAAUUGAAUGUAAUCCAAAACAAGACAUCUGCAGAAACUCUUGAUUAAGUUUUUAGUUUUAAUGAUGAUGAUUUUUGAUGGGUUUUUGGCCUUAAUUGGAUUAGCCAGUCUAACAAAUAGAGAAAGUGGGUAGGACGCACUCCACAUCAUGUCAGAACUAGGAAAUGAUCCUAAAACCAAUGUGAUGAGGACUGUUGGAGACCAGCUGGGCCAAACCACCUCCCAAUGAGUGUCAUUUGAAGGCAUUUUGAUCAGUUAAGUGACAUGAAUGUGCUCUGUAACAAGCUCGAUUGUAACCGUGGGCUAUCAUGAAAAGCCUAGUUUGACAAUCUACGAUUCAUUAAGCACAAGUAGAAUACAGUGAUAUCCAACAGUGUCAGCAUUAGCUUUGGUGAACUGAGACUUGCUACAGCUGUGGAGAUAGAACACCUCCAUAAUGGGGAAUAUCAUAAUCAUGAUUAUUUUGACUGAUAUUGAUAAAAAACAAUAACUGAGAGGAAUAACUCACGUUUUUACAUCUCCAUCUCACACAUUUGAGUAACUUCAAACUCUUACUUGAAAAACACAAUAAGUGGUGAAAAUAACCAGUUGGCUGACCUUAUUACCAAAGCAUGACUGUCUGACAAACUGGAUGAUAUUAUAGAAAAGACUUGUAUGAAAAGGACCAUUUACACUUCCUCAUUUACCUUGAAGAGCUUUGGCUUAAUUUUGGUGAUAAUAUUCAGUAAAUCAAAUGCUGGAUUUUAAUUGUAGUGGAUUACUUUUACACCAUGGCAUAAACUGUUGAAGGACCUUGAAAGACCUUGAAAAGACUCUAAUCUUUAGUAUAAAUCUGCUUGUUUUAUUGAGUACAGUGCAUUUCAGAGCACAUGAAGAGGAUGACAACUACUGAAGUUGCAUAUACAGAAAAUAUCUAAUAGAUAUCGCAUUAAAUAAUUACUAUUUUGACCAGCUGUUUGUGACCUAUCCAGAACGUGUCCGUGACCCACCAGUUGAGAACCACUGAUUUAUAACAUAAAGACUUAUGGGUGCGUUUUAUUUUGAUUCAGAACGAUGUCUCUCACUUUUUUAGCCCCUGCAGUUGUUAACUCAUCACGUUUGUGUCCCUCAGUUUUUCAGGCACACACAUAUACACACAUUUCCUCCUGCUCCUCUCCUUGCUCUCCUCUCUCCACCUGUGGGUGCAUGAUAGUUUGCACCUCUAAUCCUCAACGUGUUGAAAAAUUCAGCGUCACUUCGAAACCUUUUUUACUUUGAUCCGAGCUGCUUUUAUGAAGGUUUAAAUAAGAGCUGUUUCAGGGGAGGAUGCACUUUAAUUAACUUAAAGAUGUCUCAGUAAACGUUUAGUCUCCAUUAUCAUAUUUUUAUAAUAGUAUGUGGAGCUAUAAUCGUAAUUAAAACCGGAUCAAUCACCUGGAUCUAGUAGAGAAACUCUGUGAGCUGGUUUGGUUUAAUGUAUAAUACAGAGAGUAUUCUAGUUCUCGAUCUGAAUUAUUGGUGAAUAUUAAAAAAUAUAUUUAAAAUUCUUAACUUUAGUGAAAAGAGGUUUUUAACAGAUUUAGACAAUGUAGGAGCCAUAAUGUCGCUUUGCUUAUCGGUCAUCCUGUGUUCAGUUACUUCUGUCUGGUUGCUUUUGGUUUCCCUGGGUUUGGGUCAUGUUGGCACCAAGUUUGAAAGCUGGUUAGUUAUAUAAGGGGAAGUCUUACCUGCACUGGGGUGGAGAGGUGAGCCUAGGUAGCCGUAAAUUUUGUUGACCGCGCUUUAUUUUCUUUGUUUUUUCGAUGAUACAUGUCCCAGAGUGUACACAUAUUACAUCGGAUGUGUGCGUGAAACAUUGGCGAUUGUGGAAGCGGUUUUUUUCUGAUAUUAAAGCUCUGAAAACUUUGAUGAAGCAGCAUGUCACACAAAUAUACAGGACCUAGUUUCUGCCUCAAGCCACUUUUUGAAGGUACUAGGAAAGCCGCAGUAGACGAACUCCAUCUCAUGAUAAAUGUGCUAAAAUUGAUGGAAAAACCUCUAUAUAUUUGGGUCUGUACUGACAUAACAACCAACUACAGUAUCAACAAACACUUUUGCACGUAACCAUGUUUGUUUAGGUUAACUUCACUGCUGAGUUGUUUCAUUAACAUCCAUUUUGGUUUCACAGGUGAUCGUAAUGAACUGACAGUGAAUCUGAUACAGUGUUUGUUUCCUCUUUCAGAUUAUGUAUUUUUCGAGAACUCCUCCAGUAACCCUUACCUGAUCCGCCGGAUAGAAGAACUCAACAAGGUAUCGAGUUGUUUGUGUCAUUUUGCGUGUGUGUGUCUGUGUUUGUGUCUUUUUCAUGCCCGGGGUCAAAUAGCUAGGAUUCCUCUCCGUCCCUUCCCCCCACCUCCCUGUUUCUUUGCCGCGAUGUUUGUGACUGGAUGUGUUUGUAAUAUGAUGAAAGUGACAGGUGUUCCCUUGUCUCCUCUUAACUGCCGUUGGUAUCACAGGACACGCCUGCGUAUGUGUGUGUGCGUGCGUGCGUAGGCGGAGUGCGUUAUUGUAAUGAACUCCUCUGGAGCUCAGAUAGCUUAUGACUAAAGAUCAGUUAAUACCAGCUCUGAAAGGAACCUGGCUUCGUGUUUUUUUUCCUUUUCAGCCAAUAUUUGAACAGUUGUAGAGUCACCUUUUUUUGAAGUAAUUUCCUAACAGUGUUUUCGAUCAGAACAGACAGAAAACUAAACUUCACAUUUAAAUACAAGAAAAGCACCGACAAAGUCUGUGAGAGGAGCUCGCCCUGGUUUCCAUUUACACUUCGAUACUGCGAUAAAUGCAUGUUAUUAUCAAAUGAUGUGGGUGGAGGAGUGUCAGAUCAGGUCACUCAGAGAAAACGACAUUUGAGGCCGUACAUUUAGAAGUUGUAAUAUUGAUCAGUGCUUAACGGGGAGGACACAAACACUAAACAGGAGCUCCCUACUGCAUGAUGCAAUAAAAAACAGUUUUCUGUACAAGAAAUAACGUUUAUAUAACGAGGCUAUACUUAAAAUCUCUCAUUUGAAAUUCCGUUAUUGAAACGAAACCCAUCUCCAGCCAGAGUAGUCUUUUAACAGCAUAUUCAGGUAUGACAUCCAUUUAAACUAAAACACCUGAAAAUGCAAAAACGCAGCACUCAUGUCCACUAGGAUUAUGUGUGUGCUGGAGUAAUGGAGGAACAGAUUGCCUGCUCCACAGAUGGCUGAUGGGUUGCAGGAAAAAAUACUCAGGAUUAAAAAAAAGGGCACGUGAAAACCAAGACCUGAAAGUUUUUUAGUUUGAACUGUUUAAAUGCUAAAUUGUCCUGAAAAACUCCUGAAAAUGUCCGUAAAGUCUCGGGUUGUGUUGCUCAGGUGAAAAGCAAACAACUGCAAAGUCAGUGAGCCAAAGUGAGAAUGCAGCAAUAAAUAUUUGCAGACUUCACAGCACAUAAGAGGAGGUUUAUCUGAUUUGAUUGGAUGAUCAACGAGCAACAGUGUCGGUCAGGACUCGUUUUUCUUUCUACACAGUCUCGUCUCGUCAACGUUAACGCACAUUCGUCUCGUCACAUUUUAGUCAUCUAAGACUUGCGCUUAGCUCGUCAACAUCAUAUCUUCGUCGUGGAAAAAAGUGCUGUCGACAAAAUAUUUUUGUAAACGAAAACAACACUGAUCGGAAUCAAACCCGGAAUCGUUCAUGAUCAACCCUAGUCAGAACUGGGUAGAAACACAUCAACAGUGACGUGAUCAUAUAAAGCCGUGUGGAUGAGAACCAUUUCAUAAACUUGCAACAGCUCUAUGAAGGUUUUCUAAUGUUGUGUGAGGCGUUCCUGUUAUUUCCUCCAUACCUGUCAGGUUAAUAUAUAUGUUCCAAGCUACAGUUUCCCCGGAAGAGCAGAAGACGUUGAAAGUGGUUAUAACCCUCCACCCCCACCCCACCUUGUCAUUUCACCCUUUCACUCUCCGUCGGUCAUGACAUUUACCGCUGCUUAAGUCUUUAAGCCUGUCUGUGUAAUUACACCAGCAGACAAUCAAUCAAUCAUCUGAUCAAAAGCUCUGUUGCUGGCCUGGUCAGCUUGUCAUAGCAGCAUGGCUUGAUGAGCGCGCAAAGGAGCAAGGUCUCUUGGGAAAUCAGAGGCUUGUACAGGAAGGUGCUACCAGCUCUGUCAGUCAACCCGGAUCUCUCUCUCUCUUUUUGUUAUAGACGGCCAGCGGGAAUGUGGAGGCCAAGGUGGUGUGUUUCUACAGGAGGCGAGACAUUUCCCACAGCCUCAUCCAGCUCGCAGACAAACAUGCAAGUGAGUAGUCGCUCCGGACGUGCAGAUUCAGACUUACAAGUUUUUUGUUGAGGUGUCACAUGAAGAUGAAUGAUCCAGUCCUCUACGAACUAGAUAGAGCUGUGAGAAAUCAAACCUACUCUCUCUCUCUUUCUGUGUCUCUCCCUGUAUGGAGUUUCACAUAACCUAAAAACUUACAUUUGAUGAGAAAAUGUAUGCCAGUGUGUGUUUGUUUCAAUGCCAAUCACAUCCCUGAAAACUCCGCGUGUGUUUGUAGAUGACUUUUCAGCAGGAAGCAGAGGAUUUGAGUGCGAUUGUGGUGAUUUUUAGAUGAAAGGAGGAGAGGAAAACGUGUUUUAUCACAUCAACACCUGCUCAGUGUGGGAGGCUUUUUAAUCGUUUCCAGAGAUGCUUCACUUUUUCCUUUGGUCACAAAUAAAAAAAACAAAAACAUGACUUUCUGUAAAUUAAAAUCCUGAACUCUAAGGAGAUGCUGGGUCAGACAGUCUGUAUGAUUUAGAGUCAGCUCUGACGGAACAACAGGAAUGUAUUGUGUGACUAAAUACUACCCUCUGUGAAGAGAGACCGUUUGUGGAGAACCAGUUUUUCUCAUUUGGCUUGACUCUGUAAACAGGCAGCCGUCUCAAGCCAAAAAAACAAAACCAAACAAUAUGCAGGGACAUAUGCAUUCAUUGACACACGCUACCAUCCCCGCAAGACUUGAAAACAGUCGUCCACCAGCUGGUUCAAAACAAAGACAAGAAUAACGACAUUAUCACUCUCUAAAAGAAAUCUCACAUAUCCUGAAAAUGUCCGGGAAAAUUUUAAGAGGAAGACUAAAAGCAGCAAAAAUUCUGUUUUGAUGCAUCUGAAAAUCAAAACAGAUUCAGCAAACUGUUAGUGAAGAAGUUGAGAUCCAAAACUAUGAAUAUGUUUAAAGCUCCUGUGAGGAAUUUUCAGUUUGUGUAAGUUCUGGCGCCCCCCUGUGGGCAAAACAGCCUUUGCAUAACUUGUCCUCUACCUGCUUGAGAAGAAAAAUCUCAGUCUGAUUAUUAAGAGUUUAAUUUGUCAUUGAAUGUGAACAUUUUUGUAAAAUUAAGUUGUUUCAGUCACUAAAAACAACAAUAUGAAAAUCAUUAAAAGGUCUCGCUAUCAUAAAAAGGCAUCAGUAUGAAUUUCUGUAUAUUUAAAAAGACAAUAAAACUCUUUAUUGGAGCUUUAAUAAGUAGUAAAUUCUGAUUUCAGAGGAUUUCAGAGAAAGCAGCGGUGCUGUAAGGCCCUGAUCAGACAGAGUGUUUUUCCAGGUUAGAAAAUUUCAAGUGCACCUCCACGCUGCCUUUUUGAUGAAGAGGGAAAGCACUUUCAUCUGACAUUUGAUUAUGAUACAUCUGCAGGGACACCUUCUUUCAUGUCCCUCUCCCAAAAAUCUCGAGUGCCACAUGAAUUUGCUUUUUCAACUAGUGCCAUUGAGCAUUUGGAAAAAAAAAAACUCCAUCACAUCCUCGGAAAUUAUCAGCUGUCAGGAAAAAAAAAACACCUUGAUUAGUCAAGGAUGUUCCAGCUCACAGCGCUUCAGCAAAACCGGCACUUCUGAGUCUCUAAGAGCACUUACUGGGAAAGAAAACCCGAUGAAAAAGGACUCAACUUUAUGAUAGAGACACGCUCUGUAGAGCUUUUCCCAAGCCCUUUCUCUCGCAUGUCAUGCAGAUAAUUUUCAGUCAAAUCACUGCACAGAACAGGAGAUCGCUUCGGUCAGUUUACCUUAAUCUCAAGUAGGGCUGGGCGAUAAACUGGAAAUUUACAGAUACUGAAAUUUAUGACAAUAACCAACGUCUUUUUGCCCAUAUAUGUAUAUUCAGCGUAAAAAAAAUAAAGAAAUAAAAGAUGGUUUUGGAUGUGUGUAGGUAGGCUAUGGUCUCAUGUCCCUUUUAAGACGCUGUUAAGAAACUGCUCAAUAUAUCGUGACAUUGAUUUGAGGCCAUACCACCCAGCCCUAAUCUCAAUAGUGUAACCUCUUUUCGAUUAGGCCAUGCAGAUGUUUUUACUUUGACAAUACGUAAAGUUAAAGUUAGUUAAAAUUUCUUCUCAGAGUUUGUGACAGUUUUCUCUUUGAUGCAUCCAUUUUAUCAACCACUAAAAAGCCCCUUGGCAUGUUCAGGUCUGUGAGUUAGCAAAUGGUCAUUAACUAAAGCGAAAAAUAGGCAAUAAUCUUCCUGUAGUUGUUAGUGGUUUUGCUGGUGGAGAAUUUCAGUAUUAAAAAGCCACAGCAGUGAAAAAAUUAGCAAUUGUGCCUGUCAACAAAAACUAUAAAGGAGCAUUUUACUUCUGUUCAGUAAAACGAAGAACAGCUGGACCAAAUAUUCAAAACAAAGAGAUGAUCUUACACUCGGAUACAGGGAUAUAAUAGUAUCAGAAUCUGACAGUGUGAUCAUAUUACUGUAAGAAGUCCACAAUAAUGUAUUUAAUGCAGGAACAGAAAGAUGAAAACUCUGAAAAAAAAGCUCCAUCUCUAGCUCUGAAUAGCUCUUGAAGUCCAUCCAUUCAUCUGUGGUGAGUGAGAUGCUCUCAGCUCUCCUCCGGCUCUGUGUAACUUCAGCCUUUGUCUCUCUUUGCAGAGAGCUGGUAUUGGUGUUUGACUAAAGUGUGGUUGUGAUUGGAAUUUAAACAUCGGUUUAAUCGGGUUUACUAACCUCUGAAUCCCUCAUUGCUGACCAAAGAAAGUGUCUGCAGGUCGUAGAGUCUGCGAUACAUCUUGUGAAAACUUGCAGUGUUACAGGAUAAAAGUGAGGCUGGAAGUGUUCGCUUUUUUUUCCCCUUGUCCUCUUGAAUCUUUUCAAAAUGACGAUUUGCUAAGUGGUUUCUCAUUUUACUUUUAUUACCCGACAUGAAGGUCUCCACAGUCUUUUUUAAUUUUGUUUACCGUCACCUCUUCUUCUUUCUAAUAUCUGUACGCGGGGAAACCAAAAUGCCACACACCAAAUCUAAAAGCUCCCGAAGUAUCACGAUUUCUAAAUCAUCUCAUUCUUUUGCCGAGGCAGUGAGCAGAGGGGUGAUGGUCUCUGCAGCUCCCAUUUCCUCCUUUAUCUCUGCUCCACUGCUGCCAAAACAUAACGACACUUUUUGCCCAGAAGACCUAUUGUUUCAUACCGUCACAUUGACAAUACAGUUUACACCCAUACCUAAAUGUGAGCAUUAACAGCCAUCUAAAAAUGUUGAUCCAUCCACAGAGGGAAGUUAAAAAAAAGCUGUUUCAGCCGCAGAGCUUAUUACACUUGCAUACAGCGUCCUGAACCCCCUGAAAGCAGGAGUUCACUUUUCCACCUGUCUCAGUUUUUAAGAAGAGCAGCUGUGUCCAAAACUGUAUCUUCCUGUCAGGAGUUUCAAACGUAUGCCCACUUAACACCGUGAUUACUUUUGCAUCCUGAAAUAAGACAGCAGGCGUGGGGUUGACCUUUUCUCCUCUCUGUUUCUGUCUGUCAUGAUUCAGAGGUUUCAGACUCAAGCGCUCCUAAAAAAUAGUCUUAAACCUCAGUGUUCACUGUUUUGUCCUGUUAAAUUAAAUACCUAGAGCUUUGAAAUGUUAGAAAAUAGUCUCCUUUACCUUUUCUGGGUCCUCUAAUUAGGGCUGGGCGAUAUGGGAAAAAAAUUAUCACAUCAUAAUUUUUGAUAUCGUUAUAUAUCACGAUAUAAAAAUUGAAAUUCAAUUCGUUUAUUGGUAGCAUGUCUUUUGCAAUACAAUAAGCUACUGCAUCUGUGAGGCCUCUGUGUCUCUUCGAUGUAGAGCUGCAGCUAUCGAAUAUUUUAGUAAUCAAGUAUUCCACCGAAUAUUCUAUCGAUUACUUGAUUAAUUGGACCCAAACGGCAGACUCACAUAAAGUUAGAUUUCCUAUAGCCCCAGCAAUGAAGGCCAGACUAGGAGAAAUAGAGGACAAUGCUCGUAAGAAAGCUAAUUAUGAUGUUAACUUUCAUCAUGUCCUCAAAGACAUUAGUGUCGGAGAGAUAAAUAGCUGCUAUGUUACCUGCUUCUGUUACGACACCAGCAAUGUUAGGCUACAAGCUAGUGUGAAGAGAAUUGUGCAGAGCAGCGCAGUCUUGACCAACGACUCAAAAGGCUAAGUGCUAAUGAACUACUGGAGCUCUGCACAAGAAAACAGUGUUGCUAACUCCUCAGUAAGGAAAGUCACUAGUGGCUGUCGUAAAAGUAGCUAGAAGUCGCUAAGACGUCAUCGCCUAAUUUGCAUAAUUUCUCAGUCAAACCCCGGAGGAUUGGAGGGAGGUGGAAAGGUGUUCUUUGGGGUGUCUGUCUGUGUCUGUCUGUGUUUUAGAAGAGUAUUAAUGAAACCUGCUUACAUGUUAGAGUCUCUAAACUCCGGAAAAAUUCGCUAGAUUUGUAGCGAGGCGCUUUCUGAUAAUAAUUCGCCUGGGGGGUCUGAAAAGUUGCGAAAGUCGCUAGGUUGGCAACACUGCAAGAAAAGCCCCUCGCAUUAUUUAUUUUUCCGCUCUGCAAAACCUAAAGAGCACUUACUCCUCCUUCUAUCGUGGUGACGUAAGCGCAUUGUGUCACCUUCAAAAGAAUCUGUGUGAAACAGUGACGAUUUGAGCUUAUAAACGAGAACUCGAGGCAGAGACGAUUCCUCGAUUAUUAUUUAUAAUCAAGGUACUCGAGGUAUUCGAGGAAUUGUUUCAGCCCUACUUUGAUGUUUUAUCUUCACCGUUUUGUUAAAGUGCUAUGGUUGUGUGUAGUUGUAUCCUGCUACUACUCAGUUGUUUGCUACUUGGUGCUAAUUCAGCACAUGAUUGGUUCAGCGCGAAGUUGACCCCAAACUCCCUUAUUCAUUGGCCAUUCGUAUAGUCUAUUAGAACAUGACAGAAUGCUGGCUAUUGAAAAGCAUAUUGACCAUGUUUGAUAUUGAUACUGAGGGAAAUUAAUUUUCGAUGUGUAUCGUAAUGGUUUUAUCGCCCAGCCCUACCUUAAAUGUCUUCCUCUUGCAGAGAAAUCAGUUCACUGUUAUAAAAGAGGAAAAUAUUUUUUGUUUAGAGGUUGGAUUAAGACAAUACUCCCCUAAAAAGUCCCUUACACCAAUUUUCUGAUGAAUUCAACAUUUGGCACUUAGUUGAUUCCCCGUCGAGGAUCCUUUCCAUUACUUGCACUUUUCACCCCGCCUAUUCAAAAACAGUUUAUUCCUGCCCUGGGACUGUUUGUGCAAACUACUUCUCUUUAAACACACGCUGGCCUCUGGCCUGGAGGGUUUGACACUAUGAAAACAAACUCGGUUAAAUCUUGUCACACCACGGUUUAAGGUGUAGAUUAAAGUUUUUACUGUGCACCGAAAAGUGACAGAAAGAGCGAAAACUGGAAAAUGCAGCGUUUGAAUCCUGUGUGUUUUUUAGUCUCUCCUCUAGGACUUCAUGGUUUGCUCUGUCAUUCACAUAAAAACGGAGAGAUCGAUUGUUAAGAAUGGGGAAAAAAAAAAUCAAAAAGGAGAGACUCAAAGCUCGCCUUUAGUCGUCACACCUCCACAUCGCCGGCAAUCGAUGGCGUGAAGUGGGCGUGUGAGUGUCAGGUUGUGUUAAUAACAGAAAGGUGUGGGAGGAGGGGGUUUCCGAAGCUCUCUCACCAUCCCUGCUCUGAAGGUGUCGUGAAUAUCUGGAUAUCAGCAGGGGUUUGACGCCGUACAAGAGCCAGUACUCACUCCUGAAAACAACCGAUGUAAUCAUAAGAUGUUACAAACUCUGAGGAGAGUCUUGAUUUAUCGGAGUGUUUGCCUGCAGAGAAGAGCAACAGUGAUUUAAAUGUUUAUCUGAUGCGCUGUGCUGACUCAGCUGCGGCUAAUUCGGUGUUUAUAGAUGAAUGCACUCGUCUUAAGAUAACAUAUCCAGUAAUAACCCUAAGUGUAAUAGUCAGGGUGUCUCAAAUGAAAGAUGGGAGCAAUACUUUGCGACUGUGAAGCUUUGAUUUAUCUUGGUGUGAAACAUUAAACGGUCACGUGAUUUUGAUAAUGAGUCGGUCUAUUUAUUCAUCAACAGUGAACAGUCUUCUUUCGUGUCAUCGACUCUCAGUCGGCACAUCUAUACUGUCUGCAACACUGUCUCUUUUAAAGCGAGUCCUGAUGGGAGCUCUGCCCUGUGUUUUUGUCUUUCUGCAGAGGAGCUGGAAGAAGAGAAGGAGAAUCCGACAGAGACAGACCUAACAGAUAAACAGAAACACCAGCUUCGCCACAGAGAGCUCUUCCUCUCCCGGCAGUACGAGAGUCUACCUGCGACACACAUCAGGUACAGCACGAAGUCUCCCAAGGACCUGGGGUUAUGCCAAUCGUCAAUAUUAAUCAGUGUCUUUAAUUGUCGCCAAAGGGAGUGUGAAAAAACUGUCAGUUUGAGGAUCAACCAGAUGCAGGGUUCCUACUAGAGGAUGACUUUUUUUGGGAAUUCCUGUGGGUCACGUGAUUCCCGUGGGAAUCCCACUGGAUGGGAAUCAUUUUUUAAUUAAUCUUGUGAUCGGGACGGGAAAAAAAGCAAAGGGAGCGGGUAGGAGCGGGGACAACAUUAAUAGAUGAUCAUUUUCAGCGGUGUUAAACAACCAGAUGAACAGAUGCGUCCAUUUUUGUAGUCAUCUCUCAGUGAGAGUCAAAACAAAAGAACUACAACAGUGGUUUGACUUCCUGUCACCACCGGAAGUGAAAAGCGACUUGCACUUUUACCUAAAAUUUUUUAGUAAUUCUGAAAUAAAAAAUGCAACGGGAGCGGGACAGGAGUGGGAGUAAUUUUAAGUGGGAGCGGGAUGGGAGUGGGAGUCAUUCUACAGGAGUGGGAAAGGACAGGAUUAAUUAUUUUACUCCAGUCCGGGAUUGGGACGGGAUGGGAUUUUUUUUCUGGGAGUGGGACGGGACAGGAGUGAAAAUCCGCUCCCGUGUCAUGCUUUAGUUCCUACGCAAGUAUGGAAAUAAGUUGAUUGAUUUCCAGGUCCCAAAAAGUAUGAAAAAUGAAAAAUAAAGUAUGGAAAAAUAUUAAUAUUUCUAGACGAUAACCACAGGUGUAAAACAGAAAAGUAGGUAUUUCCAAAAGUAAUCCUAAAAAGUAGGGGUACGGAAAAGAAUGGAAAUUCCAGCUGUGUAGGAAUCCUGCAGAUGGUUUAUUACAUUAAACUUCAGAUCCUUAACACCUGUUGCACUUCUUAUCUUACAUUAUAAAUCAUUAUAACCUGCAGCAAAACUGAAUUAAGUCGUUAAAUAUGAAGAAUCAGCUAAACUCCUCCUCUGCAGACUCACUGUCUCCACAGGUUGUCCUGCUCGGCUACCUCUGACAAAGUGAGUUUUUUUUUUUAAGUGAUUAAUAGUCAGAGGUCUUAAAACACUUGUUAAUGUAGACACUAGUUUCCAGUCAGGGCCUCUUAAAGCUUCAGGUGAGGGUCUGUAAGCUGAGCUACUGCCAACAACUGCGUAGGUUAGAUUUCCUCAUGAAAGAUCAGCAAAUAAAUUCACAUCAGGCUCAAAAUCUUUGUCGUGUCUCAUACACAAGUUGUCAGUUAAUGGAGGUGGGUGUGUCUGAGAAAGGAGACCGGCUUUUGUUGCCUCCUCUGCUGUGUUUUCCAUCCAUAAUGCAACAUUUUUUUUAGCAAUCCCCCCAGCAAGAUUGCUUCAUCAGGCUUUAUCCUUUGUCACUCUCACACACACACACACACACACACACACACACACACACACACACACACACACACACACACACACACACACACACACACACACACACACACACACCUUCUAGACCCGAGUUCUCAUCACCUGCAGGCAGUGCCCAUGGAUAGUCACUCAUCCAGCCAUGAAUAGACAGAACUACCACUGCUCACUUCCUGUCUUUGUGACUUGCAUCAUUUUUUUCCCUCCCUCUCUGUGUCUCUCUGUCUGUCUCUCUGUCUGUUAGGGGAAAGUGCAGUGUGGCUUUAUUGAAUGAGACUGAAGCCGUUCUUUCAUACCUUGACAAAGAGGUGAGUCAGAGAAAAGAAAACACAAGGUGUCAGCUCUUUGUUUGUGCAUGCUGAAGGCUGCCUGUGUGUCAAAGCAGGUCUAGGUCAGACUUCGUCUUUUUUUCAUUCCUUUCUUGUCCAAACAACUCCGAGAAACCUCAAGAACUGAAACUAACAAUAACUCUCAGUCUUGAUUUUACUUUGUAAUUAUCAUUUUGAGGAUAAUUUGUAAUUUUUUGAUAUAAUAAUCAGAUUUUUUUAACUUUAAAUCAUCACAUAAGAGAAGAAAAACUGGAAGCAGUCCAAAGAAAAACUGUGUCAACGUUAUUUUCGUUUGUUUUCUGAUCUGAAAAUUAAAUUUAAGGUUUCCACCUACGUAUAUCGUGCCUAACGGGUUUGUGUUUCCACCAGGAUACGUUCUUCUACUCGCUGGUGUACGACCCGACACAAAAAACUCUCCUGGCCGACAAAGGGGAGAUCAGAGUGGGACCUCGCUUUCAGGCAGACGUACCUGAGAUGCUACAGGAAGGUGGGUCUGAGCUGGACUCGCCGUGCGUGCUAAUUUAUCACACCGAUGUUUUUCUCUCACCUCAUUAUCAACAGCUGAUGUGUUUGUGCGUGUGGGGCGUCUCAAAGGGUAUACAGAGCAGAAAAGCUGUUGUCGUGUUGAUGGGUGAGAGGAUGCAUGCUUUGUUAAGAUAAAGGACGUAAUGGCAGCUAUGUUUUUUUGUUAUUUCAAUCUCAUUUUUUGCACGUAAAGCUUUCAAGUCUUUCUUAAUCUUCCCCGUGAGGUUCAAGUGUCAAAUAUUGUUCGUGUGAUGGCUGAUGUAACACUCGAUGUGGAUUGUGUAUCCAACUCUAAGCAUUAUCAGGGAUUUUUGAUGUUUUGAAACUGUCUCUGCCCUUUUUUUUUUAAACAGUCCUCUAGGUUGAAGUUUUACAGCCCACUAAACUGUUUCUUUGAAGCCCCAGAGCCGAAUGUCUUUAAAUCAGUUAUGCUUUAAAAUAUUUAAGAGUCUCAUUAUAAAAAAAAAAAAAAAGACAAAAGCAGCCAGUCUCCUCUGACUCUUAUCAUUAUUACCAUCAUUAAAGCUUAUAGCCGAUGGUGUGCAGGGUUUAAAGUAGCGGUGAAAACAGCAGCUGCAGAAAGAGUGGAGUCAUGAUUAAAACAUGAUCAAAACCAGAAGAUAGGUGUUUGGUUUUUGAAUUUUCAACCUGUUGUAGAGCCACCGUGUGUGAGCUGAGCCGUAUUCAUCAGGUCCAGGCAACAGCACACCAUUAAGGCCGUCUGCUAGGGCUGCACAAUUAUCUCAAGGUUUUGGCCUUUCCGUGAUCAAAGACACACGGGGAUUGAUCUUACUGCAGAGAACUGAUUAAGAGUGUGAAAAGAACACAGGUUUCAUUUUUUUGAUGAAAUUUCUUAUCAGUGUUUUUACUCUCCAACACAAACAAGCACCUGCCCUCGUCUCAGAGUGGCUUCUCCUGCUCAACCUCUCCUUUUUACUUCACUUUUAUGCGUCUGAUCUGUUGACAACACUGUUCUAGGGCUGUAAUCAACUAAAGAAACUCUUGGUCGAUUUUUCUGACUCUGACGGCAAACGCUUCUGUGAGCGAGCGAUGACGUGGCUUGGUCGGCAGGGUUAGGGUUAGGUGAAAAUAUACUGAUACCAGCACAAGAAGGCACUUAAUCAAACUUCAAUCAAACUUUAUUUUUAAAGCACUUUUCAUACAUGUAAUGUCGCAUAAAGUGCUGUCCAUUCAAGCAGGAUAUUAAAAACAAUGAAAUAAAAUAAAUGAAAAUACAAAUGCCAAACCUCACCCAGCCUUCCAGCCCCUGUUCAUUACAUACAGCACUCACACACUUACACACACACACACAGAUACAUACACAAAAGACCAGGUGAGGACUCCUUAACUUGCUACAAAUGACUGAGGAAACACUAUUUAAGUUGAAAGAAAUGAGGAAACAGUGGAUCUAGGACUAAAACAAUAAGACCAUAAUAAUAUAUAAUAAAGGUGAAAAAGCGUUAAAAACUUAAAUAGAUAAAUAAAACACAAAAUAAAUAAAACACUUAAACGCAAAUAUUGAAUUCAGCAAACCACCGGACGUUGAUUUACAUGGACGCUCUUCAAUCUUCCUGUCUACAGUCGGUCUCCAGUGGGUUGGGUGAAUCCAAACUGAUGAAAACAAGGGGGGUGUUCUUCGACAGGCUGUUACCUGUGAAAUAAGGGUGCUCUGAAAACACCCCCGUUAGCACUUAGUAUAUUCCUCCUGAUGAAAUUAACCAUACACUGUAAAUUGACACAGAAAAGAAACGAGUCGACCAAUCAGAAUUUUGGUUGACUCAGCAUGUAUCGACCGAUAACUCGACCAGUCGACUAGGGCUCCGAUAUUGACAAAUUAACUGGAUCGGAUAUCGGAUAAAUGAUGCCGAUUCAGCGUUCUGAUCCAGCCUUUUUUUUUUCUUUUAAUACAUUUUUCUUCUAAUACAUGGAAGUCUUAAUACUUUUUGCUGUGUGCCAAUGUGCAAUUUGGCAUUUGUUGAUAAAUAAUAUUAAGUAAAUUUAUAUUGCUGUUAAUUUGUUACCUUAUUUUUUAACACAGCUAACAUAAAGCCUGAUGCCUUCACUCACAGGGCAAGGUAUACAGUAUACAGUUCAUUCAUUCAACAGUAGUAUUGGAUCGGUAUUGGAUAUCGGUCGAUAAGCUCAGUCCAGGUAUUGGUAUUGGAUUGGAUAAAAAAAAAAAAUUGGAUCGGUGAAUCUCUACAGUCGACUAGGACUUUACAGCCCUACACUCACACUCUAUUCCAGUGUGACUACAAAUGAUCUGCAUGUUGUCAAUAACGAAGCAUAUUAUCACAGUCUAGGUGUGUGUAAGUGAAGCAGAGGGAUAGAGUGAGCACAAGGAGCAGAAAACAAAACUAUUCAGAGUUGCUUAGGUACAUCAUGCUCGCCCAUCUCCUCCUGUGAAUGAUGUGUUUUUAUCGUGCCUUUUAUUGUACCUGGUUAUUGCAUUGUUGUUCCUGCAGGAAUUUCAUCUGUGACUCAGUGAGUCUGCUUUCUCUCCCUGUUUACAGCUCUGUGGAUUGUAUUUUGUUCAUAUGAACCCCUUUGUUACUUUUGUCUGCAAAUAAAGCUACCUUACUAACUUAUUUAAGCGGUCGUCUCCGUGCGCCCUGCAGGUGAGGCCGACGACAGGGACCAGUCCAAGCUAGAGGAGAAGCUGUGGGAUCCAGAGUGUCCUCUCACCAACAAACAAAUAGACCAAUUCCUGGUGGUGGCACGGUACGUAGUCCUCACCUCUGAGCAUGCUGAUUGGUCAGCUGCUGCAUUUGUCUGUGCAUGUAUUAGAAAAAUGGAACUUUUAAGAUCAAAACUUCCCGCAUCAAAAACGCGGCCUCCUCUGCAGAGAAAGUAAACUGGCAUUGUUGUGUUCCCUGGAUGUUUAUAGAGAAUCAGUUAAUAUUUUAAUACUUCAUAUUUAUAGUGAUUUAUUUAUUGUAAUCUGUUAUUUUGGAGAGGAAAAAUAAUGCUUAAAGUUGAAUCAAUUAUUAACAGCAGCAGCAGCAGCGUUUGUAUUUGAAGUGAAAUAUUGUUCUCUAAUUCGCUGCCUUUUAUUCUGUUGCCUCCUUAUUACUGGAAGCGUAUUCAAAGCCAUGUGUUGGCGUCUGUAAAACAAACAAUGAGCCUCACUGACAAAGAUGUAUGACAUUGCAGUAAUGAACUCUUUAUUUUGUGUUUUUGUGUGUGUGUUCGCAUCAGGGCGGUGGGGACCUUUGCUCGAGCGUUGGACUGCAGCAGUUCAGUCAGACAGCCGAGCUUACACAUGAGUGCAGCUGCAGCCUCACGAGAUAUCACACUGGUGAGUCGGGCACGCAUAAACAGCGCAGAGACGCACCUGAUCGUGUCACUGACGACAUAUUAAACCCGCCGUUCUCUGUCGAUUCUGCGCGCAGUUCCACGCGAUGGACACGCUUCAUCGCCACAACUACGACCUGUCCAGCGCGCUGAGUGUGCUGGUCCCAGCAGGCGGCCCGGUGCUCUGCAGGGACGAGAUGGAGGAGUGGAGCGCCUCAGAGGCCGCCAUGUUCGAGGAGGCACUAGAGAAAUACGGAAAAGACUUCAACGACAUCCGGCAAGACUUUGUAAGUGUCUGUUGAGGUUUCACGGGACAUCUAGCACCUGCUAAAGUUUGCUAUAGAAAGAUUCCAGCCACCGUUAUCAUCUUCUUUUCUAAAAAAAAGUAUUAUCUUUAUGAAAUUGAGAUCCUGAGAUAGUCUGCAGAUAUCAAGAUUCUUCAUAUAAGCGAGCCUACAGCAGCGCCGUAAUAAAGCUGUGCCUUCACUGCACCUUUGUGCCUUUGUAUUGAAUCUGCCGCUGUGUAAUACAUGUGUCCCAUUGAGUUGAUUUAAAUUUGGUUAGAGCUUCACAGAAGCGCAAGAUGUGAACCGCCAUCUGGAGUUUCUAGGGAGUGUAAUGAUGCUUUAUAUUACUUUUGAAAAUCAAUUCAAAUAAAAUACAAACUAAAUCCAUACGGCGAAAAUAAAACAAUGAAAUAUUGCGACGCUCUUCUUCGUCUCUCGUCCAACAAUAUGACAAAUCUUGUACAGGUAGCUGGGAAGACGUGGCGAGCUGAACAAAGUGAGGUUUUGUAAAGAGUCUAGCUUCAGAUCAGGUCUACAAGGGCAAAGAAGUUAACAUAGACGACCAACGCAGAUUGCAAAGAGUGAUAGAGACUGGCUAAACAAAUUUACACAACCAACUUGUAGAAAUGUGCGACAAUCAGUGCGUUUACAUGUACAGCUUAAUCAGACUAAGCUCAUAAUUCUUUAUUUUGCCGAAUCAGACUUCUCUCCUUGUCCACGUUUACAUGCAGCUGAGAAAAUCGGAUUAUUGACGUGAACGUGCCCUCCUUCCCAAAACUAGGGGGCGAUAUGGACCCCAUACGACCGUCAACAACGACAGCAGGUCUGUGUCAGACGUCAGAAGUGGCUACAACUGCUGCUGGUCAUUUUUCGAGCAAGAAGAUGGAGAAUCGUACAGCGUUGUUUUUGCCGUACAUGAUGUACACGCUACUUUUUCUGCAUGCUACUCCACUUCUCUGGUGUUUUUGUUCCGGAGUCAUGGGGGUGUGGCGCAGGGGCACAUGCGUUGUCCGAUCAUACUCCGACUGCGCUGGUUACAUGGUAGAGAAAAUCGGAUUCCAAUCAUAUUAUCUGGGUGUCUUAAUCGGAGUUCUCAAACACCGAUCAGAGUCGGAUAAAGGUGUUUACAUGCACUUCAGUUGUCCGGUCUUAAUCUAAAUAAGGCGAUAAUUCAGUUUUCUUGAGUGUCAUGUAAACGUACUGACUGAACAAUGGAGACAUCAGAGAUCGUAGGAAGCAGAUUUGAAAUGCCUCUUGCCUGAAUGAGUGGAAAAAGCCGUUAUUAUCUCACAGUCAUAGAUUGCAGUAUUGUUCACUAUUAUAUCAAAUUCACAAUUUCACCGAAGCGCGCAACAGUUGUGAAAAGUUGAGUCACUUGAUGAGGAGCUGAGUCUGUGCCUGCACGCCUGAAAAACAUCUGCUAGUUAAGAGAGGGGAUCAUUUAUUUGAUUUGGGAUUUGUACCGUCAUCUCUGCCGUGUUAUACUGAGCCCCUCUCACCUCUGCUGCACCGUCUCUUUCUAACUCUGCCUUAAUGAUGGGAAAAAACUUGGUUCUCCCGUCACGCCUUGGCGACAUUUGCAUUGAGAGUCCUGCCUGCUGUACCGGCACUAAAAAGGCGAUCAUUUCCUCUGAUGUUGGAGGGUGGAACGCUCCCUCUUUGUAAGCUCUAAAAGGCGCCUUUUCACUCUGAAACUCUCAGCUGCGGUUAGUUCGAGUUCAUAAAUCAUUUUGUCCUCGCUGAUGUUUUGAGGUAUGAAAGUGUCACAUUUCUAUAAAUCACUCCUCCAGCUUGAUUCACUUCGCUGUAAAAUAACUCACUCUUUGUGACAAACAUAAGCACAAACUCCGGCGUUUACACAGAUAUCGAUUCACGUCAGUUAUUAUCCACUUUGCUGGUUUUAUACUGGAACAACAAUGCUCUACUGUACAGUUUGUACCUCUUCAUACUGAAGAGAUACUGACCGUUACUUCGGUGACUAUUUCAUCCUGCUGAGCUCGACUUCACCCUCCCGCUCUUACCUAAUCUGUACAGUAAAGGCAGGAUAUGGGUGUACACGGUGGCACCAGGUGCUCAUGAAUACUUAUUAAAUGUGUGAAUCAUUGUGUGUGCACGUAUGUGUGUGUUUUCUCAGAAUCAGGCAAAGCCGGUAGCUUUUCAGCCUCUGUGGUCACGAUGCCUCUCACUCAUGAAUAAACAUGAAAGCUUUUCGCACCCAGAUGGCAAGAACACGAGAUAUUAAUAUCAUUAAUUUGCUCUCUCUCUCUCUCUCUCUCUCUCUCUCUCCCCUUUCUCCCUCUCCACCUCUCUCCUCACCUCUCAUUCUCUCUCCUGUUGUGCAGCUGCCAUGGAAGUCCCUGACGAGCAUCAUAGAGUACUACUACAUGUGGAAGACCACAGACAGAUAUGUGCAACAGGUGAGACGCAUCAGAGUUGUCAAAGGAAGACAAAGAGAUGCUGAACCUGAAAAGGAAAAUAAAGUUUACAGUGUGAGGCAAUCGAGUUUGCAACCUAGUUAGUCUACGACAUAAUGACUAGUAUUUUUCAUUAUAGCUUUCCACAAUUUUAGAUUGACCAUACGUCUUCUUUUACCGGGACGUGUCCUCUUUACAGAAGUUUAUAAUAUCCUUCAAAUAUCCGGUGUUUUGUAUGGAAGUUUUGAGUUUGUGUCGCGUGGACUUACUGAGUUAGAAGUGCGUAAAAAACACUCGAUCCGACCCGGAAAACUCUUAAAAUUAACUACGUGCAACUCUGUAGUCGUGUCCUCUUUUUGUGAAUUCAGAAUAUGGUCACCCUACACAACUCCCAAGUUAAACCCCAGCAACCUUCACCUUCCUCAGGGCUUUAACCCCUCCUUGAAAAUUCACAUCACAAGAUAAUCAGUUUGACAAAUCUUUGGCCUAACUUUUUGCUGCAAGGGUUUAAGUGUUUUUUUAUGAAUGUCAAAAACUCCUUAGAGGAGCUUUAAGCUCGCAUGUCUUGUUGAAGUUUCCAGUCGUCUGUAUUCAUGUUUUAAACAUGUCUGAAGUUUUUAUUCUGAAUGUUUUCUGUCGCGUCGAAUCUGCCGGCGCACUGCAGAUGGGCGCUCGUGAUUUAGUUCUGCACUUAGAGGAGAAAGAUAAAAGUUAGGAGGCUGCAGGGGACAGGUUUUAAUAAAAAAUGAUUAAAUAUUGCCGUGGAAAAAAAUUUGGAUCCCACAGUGCAGCCUCUUUAAAGUCAUUUCAUCGCUUUUUCUAUUAGAUGUAUUAAAUCAUCUUAGAAUUUUCUCACACAGAUUCGGUGUCUUCAGAGUUCCUUUUUAGGUCUAGGAAAGCUCCCUCUCUCCAGAGUCGCAGCAAAAGUUUUGACAUUGUUUUCGACUCUCUGACUCUCCGUCUAAACGACAGAUUUGAAUCAAGAGCAGAAACUGAAAAUGAGCAGAUGUUGGAAAGUGUUUGGGUGACCAGCGGAAAUGAAAUAGAUAGUUUUUGAGUUGUUUUAAUCCUCAGAUUGAGAGCAGGUAUUUUUUUGAUUAUCAGCAGACAAUGACUGAAACUAACACUUGUAAAAUGGAGAGGGGGAAAAAAAAACUUGGCAAAUUUUCGGAUCAUCUGUGAUUGGCAGGCUGACGGAGAUUACAUCAUUAUGAAAGGUGUCAAAAUGUCUGACAGGGUUUUUUUUUUUUUAAAUGAAAGACAGGCAUCUGUGGCAUUGUUUGUUUUUUAAUGAAUGAAUCUGUUUUCCGAGCAGAAGAGACUGAAGGCAGCGGAGGCAGAGAGCAAACUGAAGCAAGUUUACAUCCCCACAUAGUAAGUCACUCCGCCUCACAUGUGAUGUGUCUUUACUGCGGCGUGAACGCUAACGUGUUUAUUAAAUCUCUGCUGUUGUCUCCUGUCCGACAGUAACAAGCCCAACCCCAACCAGAUCUCUAUGACCAACGGCAAGAUGGCCACAGUGAACGGAGCGGGCCCCGGGGCCUACCACGCUGCGGGCGGGGGCCGAGCAUGCGAGAGCUGCUACAGUGAGUUUUUUAAAAGAGAGAAAGAGAGCGAGAGCACGCUUAAGCAAAGGGAGUGUGAAAUUAAAUCACAAAGGUAGUGAACAUGAGUCGGCGAGAUAUGAAAGGCAAACCAACGACCAGAAGAUUCAUCGUCAGUAUUGAGCUUUCGCUCUUCUUUUCGCUCUUGAAGAGAUGCCGCUCAGCCUUUUUCUCCAUCAGUGCUUAUUUAACCUGACAGCUGGGACUAAUCUACUGAUCAAUACCUGCUUUUGCCAUCGAUUCUGCGUAUCAGCACCUCGGAGCAAAGUCUGAAUGUUCUGUGCUUCAGAUUAGGAGCUCUGUAGGUUUUGUUCUCUCCGUGAACUCACAGAACAAAAAGACAAACACUUGUCGUCUUGUGAUGUCCUUUUAUAUAAAUGUUUAAGACGACUUUCCCGGCUUCUGGCUAUUAUUGGAGGAGACAGUGGGAGAUAAACAUGAUGUACAGACUGAGGGGAGAGAGUAGAGGAUGGUAUGUAUCAUAUAGGGACUGGACAGUGAGUCGCAUAAAGGCAAACCUGGUAAGGGUUGUUAUAAAGCCUUAAAGAUGCACUCAUAAGGCUUUAUAAAUGUGCUCAUGAUGCUUUAUAGUAGGUGGGUUCAUAUAAAGAAUUACCAGUGUGUCUUAAAAGAGCUUAAAAAAGCUUCAGCUGUGAAGUAUCAGAGGAAGUAUUACUAAACUCCAAGGAAAGGAAACCUACAAGUUGAUUAAAUCACCAUUAUUCAACCCGCUGCGCUUCAUUAAGCGCGGUUUAGAGACUGUACAUCAGCUGAUCCUCACACCAGAUAGCUCAGUUGAUUACCUUUAACAGGUCCAAAUGGAAAACGCCACAGUAGACGCUCUACUUAAACUGCUUCAGCCUUCUUACUAUCGCUACUUCACCUUAAAUCCACCUCGAAACCCUCCUCCACUUCAGCUUCCUCAUUCUGUUUUACCAGCAUCAUUCAUGUUGUCACUAAUUCCUGCACUCUUUUGUACCCAGAUAGUCUUUGCUACUGCUCUGCCUGCAUUAGCUUUUAUAGUGUAUGUAAAAGACAAGGUGUUAAUUUAUCUCAUUGCGUAAAAGUGUCUGUCUUCGACUAAAUUUAUCCUGACUGAGGAUAGAGUUGGCGCGCUGAUAGACUGGCAGGUCAAACAUGCAACACGCCUAAAAGUGAGAAAAGCCCAAAAGUGGUUUGCACCUGUAGUACUAUUUUUUUAAUAAGCAGCCAUUAAAUCUUUAAGCCAAAAUAAAAAUACAGAAUUUAAAUAUUUUAAAGGAUUUAGUAGCAACCUGCUACAAAGAGGCCCUCAAAACUGGAUUCAGGAUUUUAAAAGGAGCAGACUACAUGAGGCAAAACCCACAUCAUGCCUCGCUUUUAUUCUCAUAUUUUCUUCUCUAAUGCAGGCGACAUUUCUGCAGCUCCAAGAUGUUUUAUGUACUUAGAUCAUCAGUCAGCUGUGAGCAUGCUCUCUGGCUCCGUCUAAUCGAAUGCUGAUGAAAUCAUUAAUGGAGAGACUUGAAGCAGCGUGAGAGGAAUCAAUGUGCUAAGUGUGUCUGGACCAGUUUUCUCCUCCGGUGCUCGUCGCUCAUUAAUGUGUUUCGUACAUUAACAGCCAUGCAGUCGGCCCAGUGGUACUCAUGGGGGCCUCCGAACAUGCAGUGCCGCCUGUGUGUCUCCUGCUGGAUGUACUGGAAGAAGUACGGAGGCCUGAAGAUGCCAAGCAGAGCGGAGGGCCCAGAGGAGAGGACCUCCCCGAGUCCAGCAAGCAAUGUAAGUUCUGACCUUAAAGAGGCUGCUCCGGUUUAAAAGAACUUAAAGGGAUAUUCCGGUGUGAAAUUAAUUUGGGGUCAAACACACUGUAACACAGUGUUAGACACCCCCUCGAGAGAUGAAUUUUGCCGAUUGCUUGCUUGUCUAGUUAUACCAACUUCAGUAACAACCAUACGAUAGCAAUACACAGCGGUCUGAGGAGCCAUAAACAAACCUCAACCAAAACGCCACUCUAUAGCCACAAAUAAUGCUCAGAACAGCACCUAACUUCAUCAACAGUACAUACAGAGUCCCAGCCACUAAACAUCAAGUUUGCCCAAUUUCUUUAACAAAGAGACUUGACACAACUCACCUACUCUCUUCCACCAGCCGCGAGUUUGUAGCGAGACCUCGGGCCAGUCCAUUACGGACUACAGCGGGGUGCCGCAGCUCAAGGAAGAACAUGUAUGAUCAUCUCUUCAUGGAAAUGCAAUCAGACUGAGAUGCUAAGGCGGCAGAACUACCGCGUCUGCAGUGCAGAAUGAUUAAUAUGGUGAUUAUUACUUUAAGGAAAUAAUAAAGAAAUGAUCAUACAUGUUCUUCCUUGAGCUGCGGCACCCCGCUGUAGUCCGUAGGUCUUGCUAGAAACAAAUGGCUUCUGGAAAAGAGUAGGUGAGUUGUGUUUUAGGGAAAUUAGGGAAAGUUAAAAAGAUGUUUGAUGGCUAGUACUAUGGCUGGGACCCUAUAUGUACUGUUGAUGAAGUUAGGUGCUGCGGUCGUUACUAAAGUUGGUAUAACUAGAGAAGAAAGUGUUCGGCAGCAAUCAUCGCUCCAUGGAGUGUCUAACUCAGUGUUACGGUACAUUUGACCCUAAAUUAAUUUUACGCCGGAAUAUCCCUUUAAGACCAUAGAUGUUGAAAUUGUAAAGUAUGUAAAAUUUUAUAACCUGUUUGAAAGAGAAUUUUGUUUUCUGAUUGAAGAAAUGGGCGAUCGAGUAUUUUUUAAAACAGUGGAAUUGUCCUUUAUCCUUCGUGUUCAUUCCCUCUGUUCUCACUCGCCUCCUCAGGAACCUCGCUCGCGGAGUCACGGCCCCCGCCAGUCCAACCACAUGGUGCCCAUGAGAAACAGCGGCAGCCCCAAAUCCUCUAUGAAGACCAAGCAGGCCUUCCUGUUGCAGGCCACCCGCCUCACCAAGCUGGCCCGGCACAUGUGCCGUGACAUCAUCAAGCUGCGCCGUGCCGCACGCCGGCCCUUUGUGCCCAUUAACUGUGGGGCCAUAAAGGCAGAGUGUAAGAGCUCUUUCAAUUCCUCCUAACUGCUGCCACAUGGACACACACACACAAAUGCACACAACAUACAUGCACACACACACACACACACACUCAUCACCCCCCCUCACACUGACGCCCCAUCAUCAAACCCCCAUCUCUUCCCGUCUCUGCCCCGCCCCCUCUUCCUCCUCCUCCUCCUCCGUCUGUCUCUCUUUCAGUUUUUAUUAUUAUUGUUAUUAUUAUUAUUUUGGUUUUUGUAUUCUCCCACCCCUGUUUCCAAUAAAGACUGCCUGUCCUCAUAACUAUGAGUUUUGAUCAUCUUUUCAUUCGUGUUUUUUUUAUUUUUUUUAUUUUAUUUUAUUUUUUACCCUUUUUUCUGUUGUGGUUUCUGUCACUGUGAAGUGAAAGCCAUUGUUGGUAAUUACACACAAAGAUUUAUCGGUUCAACAGGCCGAUUGUACUCCUCACACGCACAUAAUCACUCGUUCUGCUCCCAUCCGUAACCAGUAGACUGUAAUAGAAUCGAAUAUUAAUCAUAUUCCAGUCUGAGCCGUAUAUUUGCUGAAGAUAGAUGUAGAGAGAAUGUAUUUUACUAAGAGAAGCUCUAUUUUGCACGGGCGGGCCCAGUCUGUGCUGUCAUGGCUGAACAAGUUGCCUCACAUUUUGAAUGUUUAUUGUAAAUACUGAACCUCAGCUGAAGCUGUUCAUCAUUUUUACCCCGUUCUUUUUUUUUUUUUUCUUUUUUGCACUCAUUUUUCUUCCUUCUUGUUGUUUUCAUCUGUUCUGUGAGUGUAUUAGACAUAAUCGAUGUGUUAUUGGUUGAUACUAAGCUUUAAACUGAUGAAACUUGAAAGAAGAGACGCUGUAGGAAGAACUAGAUUUAUUUGGUACAAAGAAAAGAAAAAAAAACUUGCUGCUCUUGACUUCUUUGCUGCUGACUGCAUCCUCUUGCUAGAUUAGGCUUUACGCAUAAGGAGUCACCAUCUGAACCAUGUCUUCUUGGCUGCUCCUUCGCCAUGCCCUCCAUUCAGCUGUUCUCCUGUGUUCAUGCAAUAUUCAUAUGAAUCCAUCAUGUGGCCUGUUCUCUCUCAUAAAUCCUCCUGCAGACAGGAUUUGCCAUUCAGAGCCAUUUCUCCCCCCCUCCCCUCCUUCCACUCUGCCGUCAUUUUUCUAACAACUGUUGCAAUACUUCCAUCUCAUCUCCUACCUCCUCUUUUAGUUUUUUUUUCCUCUUUUCUUUCAUCACUGUGUGAAUGUGUGAGUAGACCUCCAAUAAAGUCACACCUGAAAGCAUCUCUUCUGAGUCCUUGUGCUUCAUGUGUCCCGUGUUAUCUGUCCAUCAACUCCACCACACUCCGAAGAGGGACCAUAAAGGCACCCCACCCCCACCCCACUCCCACCCCCCACUUUGCCCAAGCAUGGACUCAAACUCCAGUGCCUGCUCUCAUUAAACCUUCAUUUUUUGAUGUGUGUUUUUGAUAUUUUUUUGUUUGCGUGUGCACGUAAGCAUGUACUUCUCUGUAUGUGCAUGUGGGAAAAAUAAACCCUUAGGAAGGAAUUUAAGUUCAAAUCUCAAAAAUGUUCAGAUUUUACAACUGGAACCAUCCAUUACACUAAUGCCAUGACUUAAAUUUUAUAGAUAGUUUGGCAAAAAUCUAAAAGAGGAACAUUUUGUUCGAAUAUUACUGAAAUAAUACCAAAUGCUGUGUUUCCACUGCAAGAAUCAUCUGCAAAAACUAGGAACUAUUAAGAGCCUUAGGUCCUCUUAAUCACAUAUUUCCACUGCUGCAACUUUAAGAACUAGUACCAAAGAAUUUUAGGAGGUAUUUCUAAGUCUUCCUCAAGUCCUCUCCUACUUAAGGGGGUGUGAUCUCACUGCGGGAACUAAUGCUUGAAAAUGUCCCUGAGUUUUCAAAAGGUCCUCUUUACAGGGAUUUCAGAAAGUACCAGAUACUUGGUUUGGGGGGUCUUGAGAUUUCCCUUUGGUUGUGUCUUUUUUUAGAUGACUCUUAAAGGCUGAAUAAAACUAAUAAUUUUCACAGGUGUGUAGACCUUGGUGAAAAUGAUGGUGACUGUUAAAGGAACCUUUUAAUCCUUUUAAAAGUUCCCCUCAGAUUUGAAACUUUGUCUUGAUUGAUUUCCGCUGAAGACAUCUUAGUCAUCAGCGGAAAUAAGAAUGGAAACCCCGAAACAAUAGAAACUUAAAUAUUCAGAGUGAAAACAGACAAUAGUAGCCUGAAGAAGACCUUUAAACUAAAGUACCAAGUUCCCUUGAUAUUGACCCAGACAACAACAGGCAGCAGGAACCUUUUAAAUCCCUUUAAAAACAGACUUUGGGGUUAAAAAACUGGUACUUCAGGUGGAAACAGACAGUAGCCUCGUAGUAUCUUAAAGUUCUACAAAAGUUGACCUCUGGAACUGAAAGUUCUGGCUACUUUAGGUGGAAAUGUGGCUUUUGCGAACACGGACAAAAGGUAUAUCAUGUACACAGAAAGAUACAACACUGUUAUGUAAAAUAUUACAAUGUGUGUGUGUGUGUGUUUGGUUUAGACAUGUUAAGGGUCUCAGAAGGGCAGGGGACCCGCCUACCCAAAACCAGAGCGGCCCAAAGGAGCACUCUGACCAGUGUUCUGCAGUUUCUAGGUAAACCACACCCUAAAAAUCCACCUUUGAGCAGCUUAUCAGACUCUGAAGGUCUGUAGGAGCCACUUGAUGCAGCUCCAGUCUGGUGUCUCUUCCAGAAUCCCGUCCGGCAGCCCACGCCCCCCGCUCUCACCGCACCCCUGGCCUGCAGACACCUCCGCCCCGACGCCUCCUUUCUUCCCUCCCGCACGGCCCCCACGGCAUGCUGGGGAAACGCAGCUACCACCACCACAGCAGGGUUGAGCAAGACAGGCGCUCAGGUAAACACUCAACAACAAAAAAAAAUCAAAUCCGCAAAACUUAAAAUGACUUUUUUUCUUCCAGUGAGACUGUUAUUGCCAAACCUAAUCCUGCCUAGAAGCAAAAAGUAAUUGCAUUUCAUCUUUUAAACCCCUCCAAAAAUUGGAAAUGUGUUUCUCCUUACUUUUGAUUAAGUCUCACCUGAUGUGAAUGAACCCUCGGGACCAAACUGUGUUGAUAUUCAAUUUUUUUGUUACCAUUUCGCUUAAAAAAAAAUCUAAUUAAAAGGAAAUUCACCCAGAGUCGAUAACCAUUUCUGCGUGUUUUUCAUCUAAACCAGCUUGUUGGGGAUAAUGACAUUUAAUUUCUAAUAGACGGGAAUCAUGGGGGUAAUUUGGAUAAUCUCAUUCUGACACUUUGUUUUUUAAUUUCAAGUUUACUCAUGUUAUUAAAAUUACACUGUCAUAUUUUUUACUUGUGACAAAGAAAAUGAAUCAAUCCUGAUCAUUAGAUCUUUCUUUUGUUUUUGCAGAGAACCCCAGUACAACAGGUGGACCCCUCCUGGUAGGUGUCUUAUUAUAUUUUCAAACAAACCCUUCAGGGCUCACGUUAUUGACUUAUAAUUUGAUAUGAUCGUCUCUUUUUUGCAGCAUAACGGACGUAACAGCAGCAGCGGCAGCACCCGGGGUGGGGUCAUGAUCCGCAAGCGCCGCCCCAAUUGGAUCGAUGCCCCUGAUGACAGCUUCUUCCUAGUCACCAGGGAGACCAGGUAAGCAAAGGUGACCCUUUCCUUACCUCCAGUUGGUUCCCUUUUUGUGUGUGUGUGUGUUUGUGUGUGAAUAUUAAGGCAAAUAGAGCGAUUCUGGCCACAGCAGAUUAGAGAAAAAAAGACUUAUUUUCAUCUCGUGCUGACCUAAGGCUGCCCGUCCUGCACACUAAGACAGAUUCAACCCUAUACACCUAAAUUAACGCAGAGCCAUUAAGUUUCAGCGAGUGACAGCCUACAAAGAUUUCUCAUUAAGCACCACCACAGGGUGUUAAUUGUCUUUGAGAUUUAAAGAUCCAUUUGAAAACAGUUUAUUUUCAUUACUCUGAUACAGCUCAUACAGAUAAUAAUCAUCGUAAAACACCAGUAUCAGCAAACAGGAUUACGAUAUUUUGACAGUUUAAUUCUUCAUAUAAGAAUGAUGACUGAUGAAGCAAAAAAUGAGACACUUUCUUCAGUGUAUGAAUAACUCUCUAACACUGCAUUUGCUCACAAACAUCACUUUAUUGACAUAUUUCCUUUCUUAAUAAUAAUAAUAAUAAUAAUACAUUUUAUUUAUAACGUGCUUUUACAGGUGCUCAAAGACGCCUUACAAAGAAAAAUAAGAUGAAAAAAGACAAUUUAAAAUACAGAAAAUUAUGAGAAUCAAUGAUGUAGAAGGUUAAAAAAGACAAAAUAAAAGAACAGAGUCACAGGUUAAAAGCCAUUUUAAAAAAGUGUGUUUUCAAGAGUGAUUUAAAAGUGUGGGGGUCAGUACAGUCAUGGUUGGGUUUGGGGAGUGAAUUUCAGAGGGUGGGGGCAACGGAGGAGACUCUGAACUUAAAUUCUUAUUUAGUCUCCAAUACUGAAGUUAUGUAAAAAACACGAUAAAACGAGACCAAGAGGACCAUAGAUGUAAAAACUAGAAGCUUAAGGAUGAGGUAAAAACAAUUAAAGCAAUGAGAUGAAACAAUUGGGGAUUAGAAAUAGAUAAAAGCAAUAGAAACAUACAGGGGCAGUAGAUAAGUUAGAGUUAUACAAUACGUCCUAAGGUUUAUUUAAAAUCUAGAAAACUCAAUAAAGAGGUUACAGCAUUAAAAAGUUAACUUACAACUAUGUACUACAAAGAAAAAACUGAGGGCCUUAUUUUCGUUUCUCGCCGGCGACGUGGCGUAGGCACAGUAUAAGUCAGGUCCGCCGUGCCGACAAGGUGUGCCCAAAGCGAAAGUAUCCCCCCUCCCUAACUAAGCUCCUCCCAGCGGCGUAAGUCGUAGAGAGAGCAUGGAGUGGGUUUAACACAGCCGAGACCUCUUUUCGCCAAUCAGAACCGCUCCUCUCCUCACCUUUACAUUCGCCACCAGUGAGGGGUAUUACUAUUUUCGUGAAGUAGUCAAAGAGAUCAAAAGAUGUCUAGAGACAGCAAUGCCACACAAUGGCGACAGAAGGCAGCCCUCUGCCGUGUCGCCGGCGGGCACGAAAAUAGAGCCCUGAGAGUAUAAGAGAAAUUAAGCCAACAUAAAAAAAAGGAAGUGAUAAAAGGCAGAAAGAGGAUCUUAUCUCCUCAGGCAGGUCAUUCCAAAGUCAAGGAGCCUUAAUGGACAAAGUGCCGUCACCCUCAGUUUCUCAGGCUGUGGGCUGAAUCAUAGGGGGUCAACAUUUCGUUUAUGUAGCUCAGAGCCGUUAAUAUACACUUCAAAAUUCACACAUAAGCUAAGAGUGAAGCCAAAACACAUAAGGAAACUGUAAAAUACAGGCCUAACAAAUACAAGAUCGUAGAAUUCACCAAAUGUAGGAUUACCAAAUAGGAGGUGUUGGACUUUGCUCAAUGUUUGCCUUUGUAAUACCUAUUUAAUGUAAGCCAAUAUACCUUCUUAAUACAAGAUGGUGGACUUGACCAGAUGUAGGUCUCUCAAGUGAACUCAAAACAGACUUUUCAAAAACCAGAUUCUGGACAUGAACUAAUUAAGGCCAACAAAUUCCAAAUGUUAGACUUAACCAAAUACAAGCAAAUAAAAACAAAACUCUGUUGGACUUUGCUUGAAGUCCAGAUGUUAGACUUGAUCAAAUUAAAGUGUCUUAAUAGAGAAAAAUCUGGAACCAACCAACAGAGUAAAAACAAAUGCUGGGCUUGUACUAGACUUUAUGAAAAUGACAAUCAUAGCUAAAUGUUGCAGCCAUGUUAGUGAGCUACGUAUGUGAAGAUAUAUCUGAAUCAUUACAUUAGCGUUAGCUCACUGCCUUGCCAUAUUGUGUUUGUGUGUAAGUAUGUCUUGUUCUCUUUUUUAUUGUGUAUUUUACAAAAUCUCUCAGAAAACGUGUUACAUUUUCUUCUCAGGUAUCGAUUUUUCUCUCUUUUAACAUCAGCACAGCCGUUUCUUUGGUUAAUAAUUCAUGCGCGGCGCUCACUCUGAGUCUCAAUACAUCCACAAUCUGAUUUUGGAUUUUUACAAAUACACCCAUUAUCGAUUAGCUUCUCUUACUCGCUCUGUUUGAGUUUGAAUACCUUGGCAUCAAAUGAUAAUCUGUUCUCCACCAGUAUUUAUAGUCUGGUGUUUGCCUUGAAAACAAAUUCAUGUUUACAGCUCCGUGAAGGUGUUAAUUGGAAAAGAAAGCAGACAAAUGGGUAAAUUUCAGUCCCUGACGGUCUGUUUUCCUUCCACAGGGCACUUCUUUUGAACACACAAUUCUGAUAUUUCUUCAAGAUGUAAUUAAAUUUUCUUUGAAUCUGUUGUCCACAAACAAUCAAAGUAAUAUUGGUAAAAUAUCAACACUCUCUCACGCCGUGGUGCGCAUAUAAUGAGCUAAUGUUUGCACGUCUGCAUGUGAGAGAGAAAGAUGUUCUUCCAUUAAGGCCUGUGUCUAAAUGAGCCAUGGCACCCGGCCGUCACAGCCGCCCUCUGAUCAUGGGGGCUAAAAUUAGCGCCUCUAACUGGUGUAGAUGGACCAGCAUGGAGCCAGGCACCACUGGGCCCCAAGUGGAAAUAUCAUUACCACAUUAAGCGUAGCCUCACGCCCAUGGAUCACGCACUUACUACGCUCAGCAUGGCUGUGUGUUGGAGAAAUGACUGCAUGACUGUGACUGGUGCACUCAGUGAUAUUAUUCUGCCUUUCCUUGAACACGGGGUUAAUGAUGUUCUGAAUAAAAGACGUUAAUAGAUCUGCUGCUGAAAGGCUGCUGCUAAUGAGAGAUGAUGCAAAGUUUCAUUUUCUCCUCUUUCCCAUCCACUCUUACCCUCUUCCACUCUUUCUUUCUCUCAGUGUGAUGAAGGACGCAGAGAAGGAGAGAGGGAGAUCAAUCCUACUUAUUCAGGGGGGUAAAGAGAGACAGAAGCAGACAGAGAUAGGAAAUUAGACCCUUUUUUUAAGCAUUAGUUGCACAGUGCGAAAUGAAGUGCCACACAACUCCAGAUGACGCUGAUAGAAGAGUUAGAGAGAAACCGUUUUUCUUACAAUACUUCCAUAGUCUUCAGGGGAAAGUAGUUUUUGUCUCCAAGUAAAUAGAAACUGUCAAUAAUUGAUUUGUUUCACUCUGAGGCAACCGUCCAGAGAGAUAUUGAUUAACACUCUGGGAAUUUUUAAGAAGUAAUCGUAAGUCAUCCUCUGGGGGUGAAAAGAAAGUUAGGAGAACAGCAAUUUCUUUACUCUCAUUCUUGAAAUGUAGUCCAUCUUCUAGUUGAAAUGUCUUACUCUAAACAAAUCUGAGAAUAACUAAGGGCUGUAAACGUUAAAUUCAUUAGUGGCACCAGAAUCGAGAGCUAAUAUCAACACAGAUAAACACAAAAACUGUGUGUUGCUGCAAUGGCGUGACUAUUUCACACAAUAGGAGUUAAAUGUGGAGUUCUUGUUAAACUCUGGACUUCUUUUUAAUGUCGUUUUAUUUUGAAAGUCCCCCAGUGUAAGUAUCCAAAUCCCCUUUUUUAGUUUAAGCAGGAACGGUGCAUUAAUGGAGAUUCACUUAAGUGUGGCUUAAUGGUCGGGAACUGAUUGAAAGUUAAUCAACAUCGUAUAUAAGUGAAGUCCUAACAGACCUCUCAUGUUGUGGUGUAAUUCCUUGUACAAAUAUCAGUACUGCAUCAAUAAUAAGAACUUUGAAGCUGCUUUUAACCAGUGUAUCGUUUACUUGAAUAAUAAAUCUAAAUUCAACAACAAAAAAUGUACAUUUCAUGCGUUCAUCUGAUUCCCAAAUCACAACGCUGGGAGGAAUUGCUUUACAUUGUUAAUAUUAAAUAAAAUGAACUGUUUUGAAAUGAAAAAUAAUGGAAAUCCAAAUAUGCGAUAAAAAUUUUAUUAAUGUUGAUUAAUUAUCAAAAUCAAGUAGUUAAUAGUGAUUUAUAAAGUAUUUGUUGGACAGCCCCAGGAAGAAGUCAUCGUCCUGAAAGACUGUCACAAACUGGCAAAGUGACUUCUACAGGGAGAGUUGGUACGGUUUUGUUUACAAUUUUUCUCUCGAGGCAAAACCACUUUUGUUUUACACUUGAAUUAUUGUGCACUAAAAUAAAUAUUUGAUGAUGAAAACAAAAGAUAGAAAUAAAAGAUGUAGUGUUUCCCCGCUUCGAUAUUUGAGAGAAAACAAUGGUAUCUGUGAGGUCUCAGAACUAGAUGAGGUAGCCCUUUAAAUUAUGGCCAUAAAAUUCAAACUUUUUUUGGAGCUGAAAUGUUUAUUUUAAUUACUACUAAAAAAACAAAAAAAUCAAAAUGUCCUUAAAAUUUAACAAAUUAUUUAUUUAUCUCGUUUGAUACAUUAGAUGUUUUUGGAAACUAAUAAACUAAAAGAGGACAUUUUUAUCAUUUAUCGGACUGUAUUCAGGUGUUUUUUUCUAGUAAUUUGUUGAUCAUAUUGAUUUGAUAGACGUAUAUAAAAGUAUGUAUCAAUUAUGAUACAAAAGGCCUUAAAAGGUUAAGGAGCUUUUUGGCUUACAGGUAAACAAUUAAACAUCAACACACUUUCAAGUAUUACUAAUCAACUGAGCCAAUUUAUAAUAAUUUAAUUUGACUAUCCUGAAUGCUAGUUGAACGGUUUGUCUAUGCUGUAGUGCAGCCACUCGCCACUAGUAGGUGCUGUAGCCCAGGUUUACGGCCGCUGUAAUGCUCUUCUACUUGGAUUUAAUUUUCCUUUUCAUCAGGAAAAAGCCACCCCAACAUCCCUUCUCAAUGCUCGGCUGAUUCAUGUGAACAGACGAUAAACCAUGUCUGGAUAUAAAGGAGUUCAAGGUUCAAGAUCGUAACUUUUACGAGCUCAGAAAUAAAACGGAGGCUGACUUUGGUAGUGAAAUUUUUAGUUUAAAACGCCCCGUCAGCAUGGCUCAUACAAAAUGUAUAAAAGAAAUAAAAAUGAGGAUGUAUAAAAUAAAACUAUGCAGAACUUACAAUGUCGAGGUUAAUAGUUUAAUAGUAAUAAAGUAAAAAAAGAGCUUGUUAUGGACAGAGAGGGACAGUAUGGUGAUUAAGCAUAUUAAUAUUUAUACUGUACGAGAGGGUUAUAAGAGAGGUGGUGCUUAUAGAUCAAGGCGUUAACAGUUAAAUAACCCCAUAAAUGCUAAUCACAUUAUACCAACAUCACAUUUUAGUGGUUAUAUUUAAAUAAAAGACUUUAUCUCACAUUCAAUGCAGAAAAUCAGUAAAAUAAUAGAAAUUAGAGCAGCAAAAAGAGAGAAAAUGUUAAUGAGACAGUGCGGAUUAACAUGUUUGCUCUUCAACAAGCUGAACAGACAAACAGCAGAGCGUCAGAUUAUGUGCAAGCAGAGCUGAAUCCGUUCUUUUGGACCCUGGUCUACAGCUCUGCUUUGGCUCUGAGCAACAAUACAUGUACCGUACCACACAGUCCGAAAAUGCACACAGAGUCAUUAUAAGAGCUAAUUUUAUCAACAGCAGGGAUCCGCAGGAAACCGAAGUGUUCUUUUAAGCUUAUAACACAAGAAAAACAUCCAUUGCUUCUGAGAAAAGGAAGAAAAAGAGAGCUUGGCAGGAGGGCUUGACCGUGCAUUAAAUCUCAAAGUGUUUUUCUACGCUGCCUAAAGGGACCUGUGAACAAUCAGCCAUUCAUCGUGGUUAUGCUUUCUGCAUUUGUCUCUGAAUGAAUUCCAUUAGUGCCGUGUCCAACAUUGGUGAGUGUGCCCUCUGGUCACUGGUUUACUGCCUUUGGUUGCUGCUGUGGGCUGUUAAAAAGACUUCCGCUCACAGAGGAAAGCGCUGCAGUCUUAACAUCACAAAUGAGUCCCUUUUAUAGACUUAAAAACCCAGAAUAGAUUCACCUGCUUUUAACACACCAGAAAAUAUAGGUUUUUAAGUAAUUCUCUCUGGUACAUUUUGAACGAGGAAACAAAAAAAGGGUUUGGUUGUAUUUGUCUCGCGAGCAGACAAAAAAGUAAUCUUUGAGCCUUCAUGAGAAGUUUUUGACACCCUGGAAACAGACUGAUAUUCAUAUUUUUUAAAUUUUUUAUAAUAUCCAAAAUCAAAUUAGACUAUGAGAGACAAGAUUGACAAUUUUGACAAUACAGCUGAGUUUUUACAGUGUCCAAAGAUGGUAUAUUGGUGGGAAUAAGUGGGUUCAGUGGCAUAUUGGAUCAAAUAAUGACCAAAACUCAACAACACAGUGAGACAGUGACAGUGUGUCUCAUAAGGCUUCCCCAUUACACCUUAUCUCCUGCAGGCUCUUGCUGUCACACAAUAUGCACAGCAAUUGAGAGUAGCCCAUAGUAAUAAGAAGAGGCUAACAGCACUGAGGGCCUCAUGUUUGUGCUCAGCUAGUUAUAAAUAAUGCACCGAGACAAACAUUAGCUAAGGGCUGUAACCUUAGGAUGGAAGUGUAAGUCAUUAACUUUAAAUGGAGACUUUCAGUCCGAGAACUCAGCGCAAUAAUUCAAAACUUAAAAUCUGCGAGCAAUAAACCUAAGACUGAUGAACAAACUGGAUCUUGUUGACAAGUUGGAUGUCUUAAAUACAGGAAUUUGUACGUUACAGAUUUUGUCACCUUUAUGUUUUUCCCUCCCUCUCUGCACUAAGUUAAUUUUGCAGCUCUGAAGCUAAGAGAUUGGUGAUCUUCAGACCCAAGCGUUGAAAAGCUUUUUCUGAAGUGUCACUUUAUAUUGUGUGGUAUCAGUUAAACAUACAGUAUCAACAAGGGAAAAAAGCCACUCAUCAGACUGCUGUCAACAUUCAGUCAUUAGGAAAUCAAUAUAAAACAAGAUACGUUUGGCGUGACAUAUGCAAAUGGACAAAAUGGGCGGAAAACAGCGAAAUAACUCUUUAACCGUGUGUCUGAGAAUGAAGUCCAAGCGCACAAAAUCUAAGAGCUCAUUAAGAUACAUGUGCCUGUAAAAUUUCGGGCAGAUCGGAAAAAGUCAACGUUCGUGGCACUCUGUAGGGGGCGCUGGGGAGCGAUUUUUUUGGGUCACUUUAAACUUUGCGAUUUUCGUCAGGCCCGACCUGCCUGCAAAAAAAUUGUCGUUCAUGGGGUCAAAUUAGCGUUUUCGGAGGCCGUAAAAUUAAAAAUAAUAAUAAUAAUCGAGAACCCUUAGGACUCAAUAGGACUUCGCCGCCGACCUGCGCUCUCGGCUCGGGCCCUUAUAAUUAAAAAAAAAGCAUUCUUAAUUUUUAAUUCUAAAGUAAAGAGCAAACACCUUAACAGCCUUUACUUUCCAUCACUUGUGAGCACCAACAACCUUUUAGAGGUCAAAAUUUCCUCUCAGUCUGGAUCAAUUCGGACCCUUGAUUUGCUGAUGUUAUCUUUGUACCCGUGUAUCUUCUUCUGCACUUAAGUCCUCUCUUGUCUCCUUCACUGCAGGAGGGCCAGACGGCUGCUGUCCCGCUCCCAGCUGAGGCACGCUUGCCGGCAGCCUUGCGAGCAGAUCACGCUGCGCAGGGUCUCCCAGGGCCCGCCGCAGGGACUCGUUCUCGCCCCUCCGCACCCACACCCGAGUCUGAGGAUGCGAGGCCCUAUUGUCAUCCAUGACUGA
This is a messenger RNA of Xyrichtys novacula (pearly razorfish), 38759 nucleotides long. The record is from the annotation of a GenBank genome assembly. NCBI's taxonomy places the organism in Eukaryota, Metazoa, Chordata, Actinopteri, Labriformes, Labridae.